Messenger RNA from Aspergillus melleus, 1127 nucleotides. RefSeq names its product DODA-type extradiol aromatic ring-opening family dioxygenase. Lineage: Eukaryota; Fungi; Ascomycota; Eurotiomycetes; Eurotiales; Aspergillaceae. Gene Ontology annotation, molecular function: oxidoreductase activity, acting on single donors with incorporation of molecular oxygen; ferrous iron binding; zinc ion binding. The record is from RefSeq and is a predicted model, not a curated record. The transcript is spliced from 2 exons. The coding region runs from base 267 to 1127 and encodes 286 amino acids.
GUGGGGAGCCGACUCGGGAUGUGGGGAGGCGCUCCCGACGGACAUCCGAGAUCUGGAAUCAUGUUACUUGCCUGUAUCCCUGAGCAUUUGCCUGCCUGCUACCAUGAUAUUAGACUGAGUACAUACCACUCUAACCUCCUAGUUAGCCAGUGACACAGAUUAUAGACAAAAACCGCCAUCAUGGGCUUAACACCGGUGCACUUUUUCUCUCAUGGCUCGACCAUGAUGCUCGGCGAGAAGUCUGAGUCUGCCGAUUACUGGAGGCAAUGCGGAGACGAGGCAUUGGCGAGAAACAUCAAGGGUGUCGUUAUCAUGGUCAGCACCACCCUCGCCAUCUCUCAUCCUUAUUUUCAACAAGAUCCAAUCCAAAUAGACAGACCAAACUGAUACUAGAACAGGGAGCCCACUGGGACUGCCUCGGCGACAAAAUCGAAGUCGCAACAAACCCCAAUCCCGACAAAAGCCCCGUCGCAUACGUCCACCCAGACAAAUACAUCAACUAUAAACUCAACCCCGACCUCGCAACCGCCGAACGAUGCAUCUCCCUUCUCGCCAACGAAGGCUUCAAUGUCUCCGCAAACCCAACUUUCGACUGGAUUCACGACGUCUACCUCAUUCUCAUCCACAUGUUCCCGGCCGGCUGCCCACCCACAACCAUCGUCUCGAUGAACGCCCGCUACGACCCCCAUUACCACAUGAAAGUCGGGUCGACGCUGCGUUCCCUCCGUCGCGAGAACUACCUACUCAUCGGCACCGGCGGGGCAGUGCACAACCUGUACCGGAACCGAUGGGCGCCGAUGAUGCGGUUCCGCGACAAUUUCGCGAUGGAGACCCCACCGGAGGAGUGGGCGUUGGAGUUUCGCCAGGCCGUCGAGGACGUGAUUACCAAGACCUCGGGGCCGCAGCUGCGUAGGGCCAUGACGAGACUGAUGAAACAUCCGCGAUUCCGGGAUGCGCACGCCACGGAUGAUCAUUUCAUGGCGGCGAUGUUUGUGGCGGGCGCGGUGGGCGACUUCGAUGAUGUGGGCACCGCUGCGGUCAUGCCGGCGGAGAGUUGGGAGUUGACGAAUAUGUGUAAUUCGCAGUUUACGUUUGGAGGUUGGGAUCGGGGGGUUGCUGCUGCUUAG